Messenger RNA from Xyrauchen texanus (razorback sucker), 3025 nucleotides. It is a transcript of the gene scd, whose product is annotated as stearoyl-CoA desaturase (delta-9-desaturase). The transcript is spliced from 6 exons. The record is from RefSeq and is a predicted model, not a curated record. Gene Ontology annotation, cellular component: endoplasmic reticulum membrane. Gene Ontology annotation, molecular function: iron ion binding; palmitoyl-CoA 9-desaturase activity; stearoyl-CoA 9-desaturase activity. The coding region runs from base 358 to 1338 and encodes 326 amino acids. Gene Ontology annotation, biological process: unsaturated fatty acid biosynthetic process; response to fatty acid. NCBI's taxonomy places the organism in Eukaryota, Metazoa, Chordata, Actinopteri, Cypriniformes, Catostomidae.
GGUAUAAAUUAAAAACACAGUCGGUGAGGUGCAGAGCUGGUGACGGUACCGCUGAAGUUUGGUUGUUCACGGAUGAUGCUGGCAUGAACAGAAUACAGAGAACAAGAACAUCAGACGAACAUUAGCCAAUCAGAUACUUCCUGUAAGGUGGCAUCAAACUCACUGUCCAAUCACAGAGCAGAAUAUCUGCCAUUCGAAGCGACGACGGGGAAGCGCAUCGCCAUCACCAGUUACGCGCGUCUCAGAGGCUACGCAUUUGGAUAUCGCUGUUACAAAACUGCGUUGUUUUAUUUCGUUUGCACACCUGCUUUGACUUUAAACCCAUCCACAGAAGCGGAUUCGCCCGAGAUCAUCAUCAUGCCUGAUUCGGAUGUUAAAGCUCCAUUAAUGCACUCGGAUCCAGAGACAGUGGAGGACGUGUUUGAUCACACCUAUAAAGAGAAAGAGGGGCCUAAACCACCCGUCGUCAUAGUGUGGAGAAAUGUGGUUCUCAUGGGUUUAUUGCAUAUUGCAGCUUUGUAUGGAAUCUCCCUGAUACCAGUUGCAUCCAAACUAACACUGUUGUGGACGGUCUUCUGCUCCGUGUUCAGUGCUUUGGGCGUCACCGCGGGCGCUCACAGGUUAUGGAGUCACAGAUCAUACAAAGCGUCUUUACCUCUGCGGAUCUUUCUCGCCAUCGGCAACACUAUGGCCUUCCAGAAUGACAUCUACGAAUGGGCACGUGAUCAUCGCGUUCACCACAAAUACUCCGAGACGGACGCCGACCCUCACAACGCCGUGAGAGGUUUUUUCUUCUCUCACAUUGGCUGGCUGCUGGUUCGUAAACACCCUGACGUCAUCGAGAAGGGACGCAAGCUGGAGCUCAUCGACCUGAGGGCUGAUAAAGUCGUCAUGUUUCAGAGGAGGUACUACAAGCUGUUGGUGCCGUUUGUGUGUUUCUUCGUCCCGAUGUUUGUGCCGUGGUAUAUGUGGGGAGAGUCACUGUGGGUGGCGUAUUUCGUACCUGCCGUCCUAAGGUACACGUGGGUGUUGAACGCCACCUGGCUGGUGAACAGUGCUGCACACAUGUGGGGAAACCGACCCUACGACACCACCAUUAACCCCAGGGAGAACAAGUUCGUCACCUUCAGUGCAAUAGGUGAAGGCUAUCAUAACUACCACCACACGUUCCCCUACGACUACGCCUCCAGUGAGUUCGGCUGGAGACUCAACCUGACCACCUGCUUCAUCGACUUCAUGUGUUUUCUGGGUCUGGCCAGAGACCGCAAGCACGUGUCCAAAGAGCUGGUGCUCGCCCGCGCUCAGCGCACCGGAGACGGCAGUCACAGAAGUGGCUAAGCGCUCGCUUCACGUCCCAAAAAACUGACAACAUGUACACCGGAGGACGAUCAGCCCUUCCUUAGACGGGAGUUUCAACAGCGUUGAAGCUUCUGCUCUACAUUCAUACUCUGAUGUCAGACGACAAACGUUUUUCCCCCAGUUUAGCCCGUGACGCUUUCAUACAGGCAUUCGGCCCGUCGGUGUAGCGCUUAUUCUUACUUUGUUUUUGGCUUCUUCUCUACUGUAAUUUUUGAUAGAUUUUGACGCCCGCGUGCAGCUGAUGUGCCUCAUUGCAGGCGCUAAACGCAGCAGCAGGCCAACGAACCCGUGACCCUCCAGGGCCUUUUUGUGUGCACCCCGGGCGACCAGAUCUAGCUGUGCAAUUUGGGAGAAAUAAAAUAGAUUUAACAAUUAACCGCCGCACCUUAUUGUCGUUAUACUAAUUUAACGUUAAACCAGAUGCGUCUUAUUAUUGUCACGCAUCCUGGGUGGCAUCUUACCAAAUCUAGCUGCGCAUUUUGAAGGAUAUUUAACCAAAACGCAAGUAUGUUCAGUACUUUGUUGCACCUUACUGUGUCUGGACUAAAUUGAAUUGUAAGACCAGAUACGGUCUUAUUACGUUGACGUUGCGUAAGUGGCCAAACUAUUAUUAUUAUUAUUAUUUUUAUAUAUAUAUAUAUACACACACACUUGCACAAUUGGCUCAUUCUAAAGAGCUUUGGAGAAAUAUUUGAGUUAAAAAAUUAGUUAAUGAUUGUUCUUGCGGAGAACGUACUUUGGGGGGGGUUUGAUACUCGCAGUGCUAAAAUAGGCGACAGACGGGUGUGAAAACGCCACGUAAUUUCUGUGCUACUGACGGAAAUUGGGAUUAAUGUAUUGACGAUUUAAUUUACAGAGAGAAGUGUUAAAAAAAAAAAAAAAAUUCAUUUAUAAUUAAAUAAUUACAUUUUCUGAUAACACCGAAGACUGCGGAGAAUUCCGAAAGAUGUCUCGUUAUUUUCAGUGAGGUUUGCGAAAGCGUGUUGAUUCUUGACAAUUCAGUACUUUAACAGUAAUUGGUUGCUUUUGUAUUGUAACGAAUUGUGCAAAAAAAAUAAAAAUUAUUAUUAUUAUUAUUUUUUUUUUUUUUUCUCGAGUCUAGAUUUGUUCCUCUGUUUCAUCUAAUAAAUAUGUCUGGAAUUCUACGUUCUUGUAAGCAUGCUCUAUUAAAACAAAACUCUCCUUUCUGAUAAAGACGAACUGAUCGUAACGAUAUCGGCUCUGCUGGUAUUUUAUUGUCACGGUGAAAUUUUGUUUUGAUGCCAAAAACGAUUGUGUUGCAUGCUAGCCGAACGGUGUGCACUCUUGAGUUUUUAUUUUUCAAACCAUGCAUUAUCAGAGAACUUGAUAUUUUGCUAAAGUUGUUUGGUAAUUAAAAACUAUUUGGAUUGUUAUUCUACACAACAAGAAUUUGUAUUGUGAGUGUAUGAGUCCAGACACCCCAGGACAAAUACGCUUCUAUUCGCCUUAUUGUCACUCUUGACACUGAUUCAGGAGCGCCAGGAAGCGGUUGUGAUAUUUGUCAUGCCGCGGGACGUUUAAUGAAUCGGAGCCUUCAGUUCGUAAAACUAACGUGAUGUUAAUGUCCGUGAUAACAGCCUGUCAUAGUGAAUAAACUCUUGUUUCAUAUUCGAUAACUGUAAAUAAAGUCUCAAGCAAAGAGCUU